Saccostrea echinata is the source of this 3555-nucleotide messenger RNA. RefSeq names its product testis-expressed protein 11-like. The record is from RefSeq and is a predicted model, not a curated record. Gene Ontology annotation, biological process: meiotic cell cycle. The transcript is spliced from 29 exons. Lineage: Eukaryota; Metazoa; Mollusca; Bivalvia; Ostreida; Ostreidae. Gene Ontology annotation, molecular function: protein binding. Bases 1 to 2784 code for a protein of 927 amino acids.
AUGGUGCUUUUGUGUGCUGUGCGCAAGAUAUGGGCAUUGAUUCGAGACUUCUGCAGUGGGGAGAGUCAGGAAGAUGGCAGUUGGUGUGAUCUAGUGGACAAAGCUCUACAGUUAGCUGAGAAAAUUCUACCUGAAAUACAACAGCAUCCUGAUAAAAGUGUCAUGGAACAGAUGGAGACAUUAGCUGUUAACCUGUGGAAUUUCACUGUGUCUUUGAAGACUGGCAGAAGACUGUCUUUGCUAUCCAAUGCCAAAUUGCGACACAUUUGUCUGAAGAUUGUUGAGGCCACAGUGACAACCACUGAAGACCACAUGAAAAUAAAGAGGAAAAUUGCUAUUGGCUUAAAAACAGCCAGAGCAUGGCUUGAUACUAGAGAAACUGUGAUGGCUACCAAAGUCUUAGACCUAACAGAUCAAUUUGUGAAGAAGCUGCAGAAGCUGAUAGUAGAUGACAUCAAUAAGUCUGGGUUAUCUAACGUGACAGAAAAACAAAAAACUGAUGUGGAAGAAGACCUAUUCAAACUGCUAUGUUACAAGGCUGAAGCGAGUUUGGAACAAGGUGAUAAUUCUACUGCCAUGGAGCUCAUACAAAUAGCAAAAGAAAUGUUGAUCAAAUUCCCACAUGAGGGAGCAUUUUUGUCCAUGCUGAGCUACAAUUUUGGAGUGGAACUCUACCAGAAGAAGCAAUUUGAGGAAGCUGUGAUUUGGUUAAGGGAAAGUUUUGAAAUGGGAAAAAACCAAACAAACUUGGAGGCCAAAAAUCAGGCCAGAACCCUGAGACUAUUAGCCUGUGUUUACAUGGAGAUGAAUCAGGAAGACCAUAUUCAGAAAGCACUGAAUGCUGUUACUCUGGCUAAUAAUGAACACCCCCAUCCUUCUGGUCUGUUUUUGUACCUCCGCAUUUUGUUAAAAACCAGUGAACCAAAAUCUGUCAUCUGCAAAGCUGUGUCGGACAUCAUGCAGCAGCCUGGGGCGUCACUGGAAGUUGGCAUCAACACAGCACUGCUAUUAUCAAGAAAUGAAAGACAUGAUCUCGCUGUUGGGUUAAUGAAGGAGCUACUGAAGAAGUUUGAACAUACCUCCAACACAGGAGAGCUCCUAAUGGCUAACUUUGAUAUUCUGUUGGCAAGCAAAGACAUGCGGUCUCUUAAGGAGUUUGUGGAAUACUGCAUUGAGGAAAACAAUACUCAUGGAGCCCUGGAGCCAGCAGUAAAGAGAAGAUUCCAUAUUGAGUUCUGGGCUCUCGCCUACACAGCAGAUCAGAAGAAGAAUUAUUCUGAGGCGUUGGACUGGUACAACUUUUCCCUUAGUCUGUACAAUCAUGAGGAAUCGGGGGACCAGAAUCUGGCUCGUCUCCAUAGGAACCGCGCAACCUGUUACCUCAAUCUAGGUCAGAUGAACAAGGCCACAGAGGCAGUCAGUGAGGCCAAAAAGUGGGAUCCUACAUCCAUCAACACAAUGUUCUUGUUGUUCAAGCUCGCCUUAGCUGCAUCUAAUGUAGAACAAGCCAAAGAAAUCCUUCAGAAGAUGUGUAGUGAAGUGGUCAAGUUAGAAAACACAGACAAAGAAAAGGAGGCACAGAAACUUAUCUGUCAGGCAGCUCACAUGGCUUACCAGAGUCACAGGGAAUCGACAGCUGGCCUAGCUUUGGAGUGUUUGGCCAAUUGUAGCUCUGAUCUGGCCCAGACUUUGACUGCUCUUAGGUGUCUCAUCCGGCUCAAACUGUCCCAAGUUGACCAGGACAAGAAUAACAGCAUUGAAGAUAUUGGAAUCUUGCGUGACAUAAGGAUGGCAUACAACAAAAUUAUGCAUGAAGAAGACAAGGGAGGUAAACUGUCCCCUAAACUCAGUGAGGAGGCCAGCUGGUUUAUGAGAGUGGCUUGGAAUCUGGCCCUUAAGUGUGAAGAGAGACCAGGCUUGAUGAAAGAUUUAUAUAUUCUCUGUUCUCAAUAUUCUAGUCUCUGUUAUGAUGAUGAAGAGAACACUUUAACAAGGAAGAAAACGUGUCUAUUGAUGGCUACUGCUGCCUGUUUACAACAGGCCAGGACUGAGGGACUGCCAAACACACUAAGGCAAAAUUAUUUGGAGGAAUCCAUCCACCUCAUCCAUGAAUGUAAAUUGGUAAAUCAGCAAAUCCAGCAGGAAAUGGACUUGGACUCAUCUAUAGAUGCUAGAAACCAGGAUAAAGCAGACACAUUGAUGUUGAUGUAUGAAUUUGAGGCACGCUGUAAACUGCAGGAUCCAUCUGUAGAGGAAAUUAUUGAGGUUUUGCUGAAAAUCCCUAAUCCAGAUCCCAAACCAUUUGAAACAGUAGCUGCUCUGUCAAUGGAAGCCCAAUCCGUUCACAAAAAUAUAGGAGUUCGAGCCCUGAAGAUAGCUAUUAGGAAACAUCUACAGAUGCCAGCAGUGGACUUUGACAGAAUCAGUAAACUGUAUCGUGGUUUGAUACAGCACGCUCUGUCCUUUGUCUCAGACAACACCAAACAGGAAGCUCUAACUCACUACAACGAAGUGGUGGACCUCAUAGACAAAAAAGCACAGACUGAUUACCCAGAGAUGGAAAUCCUGUGGUUGAUGACGAAGGCUUGGAAUUGUGGGGUGACAUUCUUAAGUUCUGGGAGGUAUGAACUAGCAGAGAAGUGGUGCAACACAGGAAUGAAGUUUCUGAAGCAUCUCAGUCCUGGUGUACAGUGUAACUACACUGAAACGAUGACAAAUACAUAUGCUGACAUCUUGGAGCAGAUAGAUAAAUCCAGAACAAGACAGAUAAAUCCAGAACCAUAGAUAUAUCCAGAACAAGACAGAUAAAUCCAGAACCAUAGAUAAAUCCAGAACAAGACAGAUAAUCCAGAAACAUAGAUAAAUCCAGAACCAUAGAUAAAUCCAGAACAAGAUAGAUAAAUCCAGAACAAGAUAGAUAAAUCCAGAACAAGAUAGAUAAAUCCAGAACCAUAGAUAAAUCCAGAACAAGACAGAUAGAUCCAGAACCAUAGAUAAAUCCAGAACAAGACAGAUAAUCCAGAAACAUAGAUAAAUCCAGAACCAUAGAUAAAUCCAGAACAAGACAGAUAAAUCCAAAACCAUAGAUUUAGAACCAUAGAUAAAUCCAGAACCAUAGAUAAAUCCAGAACAAGACAGAUAAAUCCAAAACCAUAGAUAAAACUAGAACCAUAGAUAAAUCCAGAACCAGACAGAUAAAUCCAGAACAAGACAGAUAAAUCCAGAACUAUAGAUAAAUCUGGAACAAGACACAGAUAAAUCCAGAACAAGACAGAUAAAUCCAGGGCCACAGAUAAAUCAAGCAAAUAAAAGACCAAUAAAUCCAGAACCAGACAGAUAAAUCUAGAACCACAGAUAAAUCCAAAAUGAUAGGUAAAUCCAGAACCAUUGAUGAAUCCAAAACUACAUAGAUAACUGUAGAUAAAUCCAGAACCAAACAGCUUGAGAAGUAAAAAUGUCAAAGACUGACAGAAACUUGUGCAGUUUUUCACAAGGUCAAGGACAAUAACAUUGUGUUUUUUUUGUUUGUUUUUUUAAUUAUUCUUAGUUGAUAAU